AGGGUUUCUUACCCUCAGAGAGAAAGAGGGAAAGAAAGAAGACGAUUUUUACAGGAGAGGGAGAGAGAGAGAUGAAGGGAAUCGGAGGGCCGCUACUGUGCAUCGGCGAUCUGCUGAGUGAUGUCGGAGAAGGCGAUUCUGAGGACCACCACAACCACAUCAAGGUCGACUCCCCGCUCUCGCCUUCAUCCUCAUCAUCAUCAACAGCCCCUUCCUCCUCUCUUCCCAAUUCAAAUCUCAAUCUUCAACCUUCUCAUCUCUCCAAUAUCUUCCAGGAAAACUAUGACCACCUGAAUGAGGCACUUGCUGGUACGGACCACUCAUGGACAGCUUUAACACUUAAGUUGUGCACUGCUCUGGAAACUGCAAACAAGUUGGUGCAGUCAACCAACUCUCAUGUUGGAUUGCUGUCGGAGAAGGUUGGGGAGCUUGAGAGUGUCAUUAAGAGGGGAGAUUCUGCCAUAGCAGCGGCGAAAACCAUCCACAACUCACUAAACCGAUGAGAAGGAUCGUUUAGCAGUCAGAAACUUGAACUACCAGGUUCGUGAUCACGUACCAAGCCAGAAAAGGAGGAUUGAAACAAUUUUCUUUUGCACAUAUGUGGAGCAGAAUGUUAGCCCAUUCUUCCUGUUGAGGAAGAGUUUGGCAGCAAUCUGGAAAAAGAGAAAUGUGAUCUAUUAGAGGUGUGUUCUUUCUUGUUGGUUGCUUUCAACUUCUUUUUUUUUUUUUUUUUGGUGAAUUUGCAGUGGUUGAAGUGAGCUAAAUAUUAAAUUAGGUAAUUCUAGAAUCGAGAUGUGAAGUUUCUUAUGUUACAGACAAAAGUUUUAGAUUGUUACCAACAAAGUGAGCUAAAUUAGGUCUUAAAUUGUUCUGCUGCAACGUUUGUUUGACUCGAGUCCAUAUCCUCUUCUGUACUGAUUAAGGCAAAACAAAGAACAUACUUCUUUUUUACACUUGAAGCAUUAUUUAAAACCAGUGCUUUCACAAA
Molecule: messenger RNA, 988 nt
Organism: Camellia sinensis
Lineage: Eukaryota; Viridiplantae; Streptophyta; Magnoliopsida; Ericales; Theaceae
Product: histone-lysine N-methyltransferase
Source: RefSeq, a predicted model, not a curated record